Camelina sativa (false flax) is the source of this 1691-nucleotide messenger RNA. Its product is annotated as putative CRM domain-containing protein At3g25440, chloroplastic. The record is from RefSeq and is a predicted model, not a curated record. Lineage: Eukaryota; Viridiplantae; Streptophyta; Magnoliopsida; Brassicales; Brassicaceae. Gene Ontology annotation, molecular function: RNA binding.
AAUUGUUGUGCCUAGAGAGAGAGAGAGAGAGAGAGAGAGAGAGACCCAUUUUAGCUUCGUAAAACGCACUGGCACUAGGCUAGGCGGCAGAGGCAGUUAACACCGUCGGUGAGAAGAGAUGGGGUUUCUGACGUCGGCUUCAAUGCUUCUACGCCGUAAAUAUCGCCAGCUAGGGUUCUUAACCUCCUCGUCGCCGCUCUUUUCCAGCUUUAAUUCCAUGAAUCGCUCUCUCAGCUCUGGUAAUAUUUUGUGCAAGGUGUUGUUGCAUAAGGACUCUCUUAAUGGACCAAUGUGUAGCGUUGGCUUGUUAAGAUCAUCUUGGUUUCAUUCGACUACAGCUCGUGAGACCGACAAUUCCGUGAGCAAAUCUGAGAACAGUUUGAGUCAAGAAGGAGUAGUAGCUUCUACUAAACCGAAGAGGAAAAAACUGAAAGGUAAACGAGCAGUUGUGCGGUGGCUAAAGUUUUUCCGGUGGAAGAAAAAGAAAGAGUUUGAAAGAAUGACAUCUGAAGAAAAAAUACUUAACAAACUAAGAAAGGCUCGGAAGAAAGAGGAACGUCUUAUGGAGACGAUGAAGAAGCUAGAACCUUCAGAGUCAGCAGAAACGAGACAUGACCCUGAGAUAUUGACACCAGAAGAGCAUUUUUAUUACCUGAAAAUGGGGUUGAAGUGCAAGAACUAUGUUCCGGUAGGGAGACGUGGUAUAUACCAAGGAGUGAUUCUGAACAUGCAUCUUCACUGGAAGAAGCAUCAGACGUUACAGGUUGUUAUCAAAACGUUUACGCCUGAUGAAGUGAAGGAGAUUGCUGUUGAGUUAGCUAGGUUGACUGGUGGGAUUGUGCUUGAUGUACACGAAGGGAACACGGUGAUUAUGUACAGAGGGAAGAACUAUGUUCAACCUCCGACUGAGAUCAUGUCGCCGAGGAUUACUCUUCCGAGGAAAAAGGCUUUGGACAAAUCUAAAUGCAGGGAUGCGCUUCGUGCGGUUAGAAAGUAUAUUCCGAGGCUUGAACAAGAGCUUCAGUUGAUUCAAGCGCAAGGUGAGACGCAGCGAGAUGACCCGAAUGUUAAGGUUGAUGAUACUCAAGAGAGGUCGGAAGAGUUGAAGAAGAUUAUAGAAAGAAGCGGAGAGUGUUUGGAGGAUGAGCAAGAAGAAGAAGAAGAAGAAGAAGAAGAAGCAGGAUCAGAACUAGCGACGGACUCAGAUCUUUCUGAUAUUUUUGAGACUGAUUCGGAAUUAGAAGACGAGAAAACAGAGCGACCGCUCUUUCUUGAAGAGUUUGAGAAGUUCCCAGCGAUAAACAACAGCAGAGAAGAGGGAGAUUUUGGUGAUCCGGGGAAGGCUAAAUCAGAAGAUGAGGAGAAUGAUGAUAAGUCCCCAGACUUUGAUGAAGUUGAUAAAAUGUUUCUUCGUGCUGCGUCGCUUUUAAAGAAGAAAAGACGAUGAGUAAUCAACCAUCAGAGAUUUCAUCAUCUUUACUCAUACUCACAAUUGGUACAACCCUACAAGUGCUGAUGUGUUUAACAAAGUCACAAGUAUAUCUUCUUUCUUAACAUGCUCGAAGGCUUUAUAUAUUAAUUCUGUGAUAGCAAAUUGAUAACAUGUGGUUAGGAGAAAUAUGCUUUGCUUUAACUUUUGAAUUUUUGUGUGAAUGUAAAAGCCUAAGGUUAAGGAGAUGCGUUGAGAAUCA